Saccharomycopsis crataegensis is the source of this 357-nucleotide messenger RNA. RefSeq lists its product as uncharacterized. Bases 1 to 357 code for a protein of 118 amino acids. NCBI's taxonomy places the organism in Eukaryota, Fungi, Ascomycota, Saccharomycetes, Ascoideales, Saccharomycopsidaceae. The record is from RefSeq and is a predicted model, not a curated record. The transcript has a single exon.
AUGUUAGGGAUCCAAACAGCAUACCAAAGAUUGAUACUCAUUGGAAUGAUUGUCGGUUACUUAACAGUGAUCAACGACACUAAAAAGGAAGAGUUCAAAAAACUCAAAGGCCGACUCAGCUUGGAAGACAUCAACAUUGAGGAAUUAAUGACCAACGAUGAUAAGAGUAUAGAAAAACUAGACAAAUUGAUAAAGAAAUCUAGAAACUGGGUCCAAAUGAACAGCUUUCUGAGAAAAUCGGCCGAGGAAAGCAUAAAAAUCCCCAAAAUGAAUGUGGUUGAUGAGUUGAUCUUGAAAGUCACUGGCCAAACCCCUAACUCAUCGACGUCGCAGAACAACAACUUGGAAGACUGGUGA